Messenger RNA from Chaetomium strumarium, 542 nucleotides. RefSeq lists its product as uncharacterized. NCBI's taxonomy places the organism in Eukaryota, Fungi, Ascomycota, Sordariomycetes, Sordariales, Chaetomiaceae. Gene Ontology annotation, biological process: protein import into nucleus. Gene Ontology annotation, molecular function: nuclear import signal receptor activity. The transcript has 5 exons. The record is from RefSeq and is a predicted model, not a curated record. Gene Ontology annotation, cellular component: nuclear pore central transport channel. The coding region runs from base 203 to 493 and encodes 96 amino acids.
GCCUCAGGCUGAAAUCAACCCCACCAUGUUAUGCGCCGGACUUUGGUAAGGUAGCGAUCGCAAACUUCCAUGCACAUCCACCAACCCAGCACACCUACCUAAGCUACAUCCCGUCCAAACUCGCGCUUGAGUUGCCUUCCAGAUACCAGCGUUCCCGCGAAGUUUGGAUUCUCUUAAAGACUUCCAGAGUACCUCAAUCAAUAUGGACUUCCAGGGUAUUGCGACGCAGUUCGUCGACCACUACUACAAGACUUUCGACGCCGACCGCAGCGGCCUGGCCAGCCUCUACAGGGAGAACUCGAUGCUCACAUUUCAGGACUCUCAACACCUUGGAGUCAGCGGUAUUGUCGAGAAGCUUGUGAACCUGCCUUUCCAGAAGGUCACGCACCAGCCGACGACUACCGACGCGCAACCCACUCCCAAUGGCGGCAUCAUGAUCCUGGUGUGUGGACAGCUUCUGGUGCGUGAACACAAUAAUAACCUGCUGGUAUGAUAUCCCGUUUCUAACACCUACGCUCAGGUCGACGAGGAACAGCGGCCCC